UGUACGCUACAGAGUAAAGAGUCAACGUUGGCGGGGACAGGAUGAUCGGUGACGAAUCUCGAGAGAAGCAGCAACUUCAAUGGAGAAAUCGGAGAAGAAAGGCGUGAUCGACACGUGGAUUGAUAAGCACCGUUCAUUAUACGCGGCAGCUACACGUCAUGACUUCGUCGUCUCCAUCCGCGACGGAUCCGUUGAUCUCUCCUCCUUCAAAACUUGGCUGGGUCAAGAUUACCUCUUCGUGAGGGGGUUCGUGCCGUUUGUGGCGAAUGUUCUGAUCAGAGCCGGCAAAGAAUCCGGCGAGACUUCCGACAUGGAGGUCGUGCUUGGUGGUUUAGCUUCGUUGAAUGAUGAGAUCGAGUGGUUUAAAAGUGAAGGGUCGAAAUGGGGCGUUGAUUUCUCGACCGUUGUGGCUCAAAAGGCUAAUCAAGAGUAUAGCAGGUUUCUUGAAGCUCUGAUGAGUAGUGAGGUGGAGUAUUCGGUGGUGAUGACGGCUUUCUGGGCGAUUGAAGCGGUGUAUCAAGAGAGCUUUGCUCACUGUUUGGGGGAUGGGAACAAAACUCCGGCGGAGCUUAUCGGAGCUUGCAAUCGGUGGGGUAACGACGGGUUUAGACAGUACUGUUUGUCUGUGAAGAACAUCGCUGAACGUUGUUUGGAGAAUGCCUCCAGGGAAGCUUUGGUUGAAGCUGAAGAUGUUCUUGUACGUGUUCUUGAACACGAGGUCGCCUUCUGGGAGAUGAGCCGUGGUGGACAGUAGGUAAUGCUUUGAUUCAGAUUUCUCAUUUGCUAUGUUUUUUUUUUUCUUUUCCUAAUGUGUGUGAUUGUGAUUUCGAGAAACUCUGUUUUUGCCUCUUUUGUACCAUAUGAUCUUCUCAUUAUGUAACACUAUUUUGAUGCAUUUGUUCAAAAGAACUUGUCCGUCAUAUUCAUUUG
This is a messenger RNA of Brassica oleracea var. oleracea, 930 nucleotides long. RefSeq names its product bifunctional TENA-E protein. The coding region runs from base 80 to 754 and encodes 224 amino acids. The record is from RefSeq and is a predicted model, not a curated record. The transcript is spliced from 3 exons. NCBI's taxonomy places the organism in Eukaryota, Viridiplantae, Streptophyta, Magnoliopsida, Brassicales, Brassicaceae. Gene Ontology annotation, cellular component: cytosol.